AUCACAAUGUCCUUAGGUUUGCGAUAAUAGGAGUUACUACUCGAGAAAACCGUAUUAACUAUCAUAAUGCUACGAAAAUUUUGGUCCGGAACACUAAAAAAUCUCAUUAGUAGCAAGUCCUUCCAUACCUCUGGGUCAGCUUCUGCAGGACAUUUGUUUACGCAUCGCGAUACACCCGAAAAUAAUGAUGCAACACCUUUUGAAUUUACGGCAGAAAAUGUGAAGAGAGCAAAGGACAUAGUCAGUAGAUAUCCCGUGGGACACGAAGCUGGAGCUUGUAUCCCAGUGUUGGAUUUAGCACAAAGGCAAAAUGAUAAUUGGUUACCUAUAUCGGCCAUGAACUAUGUAGCUGAAUUUUUAAACAUGCCUAAAAUGAGAGUCUAUGAAGUUGCCACAUUUUAUACAAUGUUCAACAGAAACCCCGUUGGAAAGUAUCAUGUACAAUUAUGUACAUGUACUCCUUGCUUAUUGGGAGGAACUGGAAGCGAUGUCAUUUUAGAGGCUAUUGAAAAAAAUCUUGGUAUUAAGCCAGGGGAAACGUCCACAGAUAAGUUAUUCACUCUUUCUGAAGUGGAAUGCCUUGGUGCUUGCGUCAACGCACCUAUGAUGCAAAUUAACGACGAUUAUUACGAAGAUUUAACUCCAGAGACAACAGAAAAGAUUUUGGAAGCUUGUAAAAGAGGAGAAAGAAUUGAGCCAGGGCCACAGGCUGUUGAUCGUUUCUCCUGUGAACCGGCUGGGGGCUUAACUUCUCUUUCCUCAAAGCCUACAGGACCCGGCUUUGGAUGUAGGCCUGAUCUAUAA
Molecule: messenger RNA, 804 nt
Organism: Dimorphilus gyrociliatus
Lineage: Eukaryota; Metazoa; Annelida; Polychaeta; Dinophilidae
Source: the annotation of a GenBank genome assembly